AUGCCCACUCGCCCACGAUGCCCUGACUCCCCAGGCGGGCGCGGUGCAAAUUUGAACACGUUUGCGUUGCUGCAGCGGGUCUGCCGCACGCUCCGUACCAUUACCGGUGACAACGCGGCUGCUAGUACUGCUGGGCUUGCCAGGUCGAGGUCGGCCUCUCUUUGGCAAGCCGUCCGAGGUCAGGACGCCCGGAGUAAGCAACAAGCAAGAGUCGAUGCAGAAGAUUUCGAGAAACUCAAGCAGGAGAGAAUGAUUCUCGUUGUCUGUCUUGAGCACCGUCGCUCAUCCGUUCGCAAGAACGCCGUAUUCGCCGUGUACAUUAUCUACCACGAAUACGAAUACCUCAUCCCAGAUGCUCCUGAGCUUAUGCAAACUUUCAUCGCUGCAGAGUCUGACGCGACGUGCAAGCGUAACGCAUUCGUGUUUCUCGCUCGCUCUGCGAUACCGAAGGCUGUCGAGUGGGUGUACGAUCAGCUGACAAGUCCGAUAGACGAGCUCUUGCAUAUGAGCAUCAUAGAAGUUACCAGGCUGUAUUGUAAGAAUGAUACGACCCAUCGACAUGACGCUGCUACCACACUCACCGCACUCACGCAGAACCCGGCUGCUGUGAAAGUCCUCAAUAGCCGCAUCGUGGCCCUGGAGUCCAGGCAACUUCUCAUCCAGUCGAUCCACGUAUUAGCGGUUAAGUUUUCUGAGGUGGCUGCAAGCGUCGUCCAUGCACUCAUGGAAUUCCUCGGGGACUCGAACAACCCCUCUGCGCUGGACAACUCUCCCUUUGUCUGCGAAGUGGUCGAGAAGUUACCGCAUCUCCGGCAAAGCUUCUCCAGUGCAAAAUUUAUUUUCUCUCUCUCUCCAAUUAACGCUCCCUCUACGCUGAAGAAUACACAUAUCAGCAUGGAAGUUCAUUUCCGCGAGAUUAUAGACCUCCCUGGAGCCGACACACACAGUGCCGUCCCUAACUCCUCGCUCAUUGUCGCAUGCACAGCGACCAAAUUCAAUACCUCUCGGCACACCCUUAACUCACGACCGGUUUCGUACACCGAGGUCCAGACGGUUCUCCAGGGGCGUGGAAUCGACCUCACGCACAAGUGUCUCAUUAUCCUGCAGGGUGAAGUCAAGUCUAUCGCGCAGAUGAAGCCUGAAGGCACUUCUGAGCACCACGACGGACUACUCGAGUGCCUAGAGGAUAUCAUCGGUACUGCUGUGCUCAAAGCACCGAUGUCUGCUUUUGUCGAAGUGGUUCGGCUGGGAGAGAAGAGAGCCGAGAAUGCAGCCAGGUCGAGGAUCAUCGAGGAGGAUAAGGAGAAGGCGAAGUUGGAUGCAGAGAGCAAGGAGGUGCUGGCAUGGCUGGAGCUUGAGAACGAGCAUGUGAGGGCUCUCAGCCGGCUGUGGAAGUAUUAUCUGUGGGGGGUUUUGGAGAAUGACGAGCAAUUUGCAGCGCAGGUUGGCAGAAACAUGUGGAGAAGGAGCUUGAAGACGAGAGGGAGGAUGAUAUCACGCAUGUGUGAACUGCUCGAGAAGCACUACAAGGAGUGCGAGACGACUUACGAGGAUGUGAAAGCAGCAGCUGAGGAAGUAGCGAAGGAUAAUGCGGCGCGCGAAAACCAUCCCAAGAUCAAGACGAAGAAGCACGAAAUUGCGAAGCACGAGAUGAACUUGGAGAAGGAAGAGAAGGUGUUCGAAGGGAUGCUUGAAGGAGACCGUGGUCCAAGGACCGUGCUAGUCGUCACCAGCAUCCUUCAGACGUAUCCCCUUGUGAACUUCCACAGUCCCCAGGGAUCUCAAAACCAUCGCACCCCGGAGGGGUUGCUCUCUGCAAUCUCGUCCCUUGGAUGGGCAGGUGUCUCCCCGAAUGCUCCAGGCAUCGGGGGAUAUGCGCCAUCAGCACGUCGCUGUACGAGCGCGCGAGCUUUCCGGCGGAGGUCGCAGGAGACCCAACACGAGGUGGCAAGUCUCCCGGGGCAGAGGCUAACGAUGAAAGUAUCGUUGCUUCGCCCGGUAAUAGUCUGGCGUCCACGCGUAGGACGCAACGGGUACCGAGGGAUGCGAGAGAUGGUGGUGGUCUUCAAGGUGGUAGUCUUUGAAGGCAUGUCGAAUGUUGUUGGUUGCCUAGAUUGGGAACGACUGGUGGAUCGGACCGGAGUUCUUGGUCUAGGGCAAGAAUAG
Suillus fuscotomentosus is the source of this 2166-nucleotide messenger RNA. RefSeq lists its product as uncharacterized. Gene Ontology annotation, biological process: intracellular protein transport; endoplasmic reticulum to Golgi vesicle-mediated transport; intra-Golgi vesicle-mediated transport. The transcript has 16 exons. Bases 1 to 2166 code for a protein of 721 amino acids. NCBI's taxonomy places the organism in Eukaryota, Fungi, Basidiomycota, Agaricomycetes, Boletales, Suillaceae. The record is from RefSeq and is a predicted model, not a curated record. Gene Ontology annotation, cellular component: cytoplasm; COPI vesicle coat.